AAUAGAGGCGGGCCUUGAAAUGCUGAUUGAUGCGUAAUUACCCCAGUAACAGAUUAACUCCGAUCUAGGGCGGCCAGAAUUACUAAACUGGCUUUACAGUUUCACUUUUCUCAUUCAGCACUUUGGAAACAUGGCUACUCAUACCAAUGUAUCAUGUAGUGGCCCUCCCAUUUUAAAGUUUUUGAACAGUACCAGAAGGCUAGAGCACAAUUUGUACAAACAAUUGCAGAACUUGCAACAAGGCCACAAAAUAUUGAAACUCUACAAAAUGCAGGUGUGAUGUCUCUUUUGAGGCCCCUCUUACUGGAUGUGGUUCCAAACAUUCAGCAGACAGCAGCUUUGGCACUGGGACGUCUAGCUAAUUACAAUGAUGAUCUGGCUGAGGCUGUUGUUAAGGGAGACAUUCUUCCGCAGCUUGUGUAUUCAUUGGCAGAACAAAAUCGUUUCUACAAGAAAGCAGCAGCGUUUGUGUUGAGAGCUGUAGCUAAACACUCUCCUCAAUUAGCCCAAGCAGUGGUGGAUUGUGGGGCACUGGAUGCGCUGGUGAUCUGCCUAGAAGAGUUUGAUCCAGGAGUCAAGGAAGCAGCAGCUUGGGCACUGGGAUAUGUUGCGCGUCACAGUGCAGAAUUGUCGCAGGCAGUAGUGGAUGCAGGAGCUGUUCCUCUUCUUGUUCUUUGUAUCCAGGAACCAGAGGUGCCACUGAAAAGGAUUGCUGCAUCUGCACUAAGUGAUAUCGCUAAACAAUCCCCAGAGCUAGCUCAAACUGUAGUCGAUGCAGGGUCCAUUGCUCACCUAGCUCAAAUGAUCCUAAACCCUGAUGCUAAGCUAAAGCGUCAGGUGUUUUCGGCUCUUGGUCAGAUUGCAAAGCAUUCAGUGGAUCUGGCAGAAAUGGUUGUAGAAGCAGAAAUUUUUCCUGCUGUUUUAACAUGCCUGAAGGACUCGGAUGAAUUUGUGAAAAAAAAUGUCGCCACCCUAAUUCGGGAAAUUGCCAAGCACACUCCUGAGCUGUCUCAGCUUAUUGUUAAUACAGGAGGUGUGGCUGCUGUCAUUGAUUAUAUCGGUGAUUCCAAAAGCAAUGUCAGACUGCCUGGUAUUAUGAUGCUUGGUUAUGUGGCGGCUCACUCGGAGAACCUGGCAAUGGCAGUGAUUGUCUCCAAGGGGGUGCCUCAGUUGGCUAUCUGCCUGUCAGAAGAACCAGAAGACCACAUUAAGGCAGCGUCUGCGUGGGCCCUGGGGCAGAUAGGAAGACACACUCCAGAGCAUGCACGUGCUGUUGCUGUGGCAAAUGUUCUGCCAAAGCUCCUUGCACUCUACAUGCAGACUGGAAGCUCUGAAGACCUUCAGAUUAAGGCUAAAAAGGCCCUGAAAAAUAUCCUGCAGAAAUGCACAUUUCUGCCAGCUCUCGAUCCACUACUACAUGAUGCUCCUCCCAAUGUCCUUAAACAUGUUGUUGGACAGUAUAGUAAGGUACUACCGCAUGAUGCCAAAGCCCGCCGUCUUUUUGUCACAAGUGGUGGACUAAAGAAGAUUCAGGAGAUUAAAGCAGAACCUGGUUCAGUUAUGCAGGAAUACAUUAAUGGUAUUAACAACUGCUAUCCUGAAGAAAUUGUCAGAUAUUAUUCUCCUGGAUACUCAGAUGCACUGUUGGAAAGAGUGGAAAACUACCAGCCAGCUCUUUGAGAAACACUGGAUAUUAUUUCAAUCUUUGGUUCUCCUACUACUAAAGUUUUGAAGUAUCUACUCAUUUGCUAAUAUUUCCCACAUAGUUUACAGUAAAUUAUGCCCUAAGUUCCUAACUCUUCUCUCCUUUAAAGCAAAUUAAUCUAAAAUCAAAUAAUCAUUUGAAAAUGAAAAUAAGCACCCUUACAAAUAUGUUCUGGAAGUGUACCAGUUGUAUUUCAGUGUAUCUGGGGUCUUUUUUUAUGAUGGUUAUUGUUGCAAUGCUUCACAUGUCUCAAUAAAAUGGUAUAUUUUGCAAAAAGCCAUUUCUAUGUUAUGGUUAGAGAGGCUGUACAUUCUCAUUGACAUUUGUGAAGCCAGGGUUCACUGACCACUGGCCUCUUUUAUAUUCUGUGACCUGCAACUUUAAACUUUUUUUGUGACCUUCUGUAACUGAUUAGUUCAUUGGCAGUAGUAACGUGGUGACUUAGAUCUGAAAUGAAAAGUUUGUUGAUAGCCAGCUCUUUAUAUUUGUAUAUUGCUUUGAUUAUUCACCAAGAUUGCAUGGCAGGUGGAGUGCAAUGAAAACUAUUAGCGUUAGUUUCAUUACUCCACUAAAAUUAAUAACUUUGAAAAAUGAUAUAGUCUAGGUUAUUACACAUAUGCAUCUGCCCAUUACGCUUUGUAUCUACUGUUAAUACUCGUGUGGAAUGGUGGUUUCCUGUAUGCCUGACGUUCCUGUGGAAGUCUAUUUGUAAUUCGUACAACGAUGGAGAGUAACAUUGCCUGGCGUGUUGGCUGUGACUGACUUCGACCCAUUCUCUUUUAAUCCCUGAUCAUCUUGCUGUUGCUAAACGAAGGAUUUUGAAUUAGUGUUUGGCAUGCGGCAAAAUUUAUCUUCCUUAGUAAACCGUUCGUAUUCGGAGGAAUGACAUUCUUUGUAUUCCGAUCCACCUCUCAUUUAGCCGUUUUGCCAGCUGUCGGGCCUUAUUUCAGUUUCGCUUUGAUAUGUUACUUGUACAUUACGUGUGGAAUGGAAAAUAUAGGGCGUACAACCCUUUAAUCGUGGUAGUUAUUUGAACGUGAUUGUGACAAUUGAUAUGUUGCUGCAUAAUAUAUAAUUCCAGUUUAGUACGGCCUAUAAAAUGACAUGGAGAAUGACGCUGCACGGUGUAAAGAUUGAACUGUUAUGUGGGGGCGGGAGGUGCACAUGAUUGAAUGUGGACCUGCAGGAGCACUGUUAUAGUCGUGCAAUUGGUUUUAUUCAAUUGGCAUUUAAAAGGCUGAUGGAGGGGUGUGGGCUUCUGCAGAAUGUUGAAACCGAGCCCGCCAUAAGGCAUUUUACAGACUGAGUCUUUUUGAUACGUCCUUCCAUAACAUCGGCGGCAAAACCUGCGCCUUCCUUUCUCAGU
Messenger RNA from Rhincodon typus (whale shark), 3071 nucleotides. RefSeq names its product sperm associated antigen 6 (gene spag6). The transcript has 11 exons. Gene Ontology annotation, molecular function: microtubule binding. Bases 280 to 1680 code for a protein of 466 amino acids. The record is from RefSeq and is a predicted model, not a curated record. Lineage: Eukaryota; Metazoa; Chordata; Chondrichthyes; Orectolobiformes; Rhincodontidae. Gene Ontology annotation, biological process: sperm axoneme assembly; neuron projection extension; filopodium assembly. Gene Ontology annotation, cellular component: axoneme; microtubule cytoskeleton; acrosomal vesicle.